CUGUCUGUAUAAAAGGGAGCCAAUGCGACAAGAAUCUCUGGAGGUCAGACGGCAAGAAUGACAAGUAAACAGAAAUAUGCCAUCCGAACAGGUGGUGCCGUUUGCGCUCUUUUACGCACGGCCACAAGUCGGAAUUGUCCAAAGCAGCCACUCGGCGCACCUGAGAUCAUAAUUUUCUUCUUCAUCUCAGUGAUGUUGUCUUUCACUGUCCAGCCAGCAUCAGCUCAUCCUCAGUGUCUAGACUUUGCCCCACCUUUCAAACCGCAGUGGCACCUGGAGUUCUGCUCCCAGUAUGAGGACUUCGGCUGCUGUGACCAGAGGACGGACAACGUGAUCGCGGAGAGAUACUGGGACAUAAUCGAGCUGCUGGAGGCGGCGGGUUAUGACUUGUGUGAGGACAUGCUGAAGGAAAUCAUGUGUCAGGAGUGCUCCCCUUAUGCUGCCCACCUUUAUGAUGCAGAAGACCCUUACACACCUGUUCGAGACUUGCCUGGACUGUGCUUUGGAUAUUGCUCUGAAUUUCACAGCAAGUGCCGUCAUGUGCUCAAGUAUCUAACUGAGAACCAGCUCCUACUGGACACCUCUGGGCGGGACAUGACCACGUUCUGCAGCCUUAUAGAUCUAUCUGACCAGGACUACUGCUACCCCAACGUUCUGAAGAGCACUGACCUCAACAGCAACCUGGGACAAGUGGUGGAGGACCCCAGAGGGUGUCUCCAGGUAUGCUUGACUGAGGUGGCCAAUAAUCUCAGGAACCCAGUGUUUUGUGAUUCACCAGACUUGACCAUGCAGAAGAGCUAA
Molecule: messenger RNA, 801 nt
Organism: Cyprinodon tularosa
Lineage: Eukaryota; Metazoa; Chordata; Actinopteri; Cyprinodontiformes; Cyprinodontidae
Gene: hhipl2
Product: HHIP-like 2
Exons: 2
Coding region: 58-801 (247 amino acids)
Source: RefSeq, a predicted model, not a curated record